GGCGUUCCGUCACUUCCGUCCAGGCGGGAACCCAAGAUGGCUGCGCUUUUUUUGAGACAUGCUGGCCGCCAGUACCUCCGUGCCCACCUAAGCCCUCAGCUCGUCAUCAGAAAUGCUGUUCCUAUGGGAACCACAGCCAAAGAAGAGAUGGAGAGAUUCUGGAAUAAGAACACUAGCUCAAACCGUCCUCUGUCUCCUCAUAUCACUAUCUAUAGUUGGUCUCUUCCCAUGGCAAUGUCCAUCUGCCAUCGUGGCACUGGUAUGGCCCUGAGUGCAGGAGUGUCUCUGUUUGGUUUGUCGGCCCUGUUGCUCCCCGGGAACUUUGAGGGUCAUCUGGACCUAGUGAAGGCUCUGUGUCUGGCACCAGCUCUGAUCCACACUGCCAAGUUUGGACUCGCCUUCCCUCUCAUGUACCACAUUUGGAAUGGGAUCCGACACUUAAUAUGGGACCUGGGAAAAGGCCUGAAGAUCCCCCAACUCUACCAGUCUGGAGUGGUUGUCUUGGUCCUCACGGUGUUAUCCUCUGCAGGGCUGGCGGCCAUGUGAGGAGCUGCCAGUUGGCACCGUCCUCUCGAAACUCCUCCCGCUGCUCUAGCUUCCUGAUUGUCACCGCCUCUCCUGUCAGUUCAGAGUUCUCAACUUUUCUAGAAGCCCUAGAGCUCAGUAUCUGUAGAGUACCUAGUGGAACCUAAUAACCUGGUAGGGGGGACAAGCCCAGUCUCCAUUCCCAAAGAUGGAAGGACCACCAAAGCCUCUCUCCCCCAUUGCCUAUCCCAGCCCAUCGCCUGCUCUGGGUGUAGGACCCAUUAUCUUCCCUCCACAUUGGGCCUUAAUUUGUGCUGAGAGUAAGCUUUUGACUCCUUUCUGAGACAGUAGAAACAAUACCAGCUCUGUGGCCUCUGCCUGGGCCUGGGAGGGGGGCUCUGGGUGCCUCUGCCUGUGGGCUGCUGGCUUAAAGGACAGCUCUGUUCAUUGGUCAGAGCCCAGGGUCUUGGGCACCCACACAGUGUGACUGACAGAGUAGGGUGGGGGUUGGGGGAGGCAAGAAGAUGAGUUGGUACUUGGGGAGAAGAGAAAUAGCUUUUGAUAAGAGCAGGAUCCAGAAGAUUAGCAUUGAACCUAUUCAGGCUACUUCUUAUAUUUGCAUUUCUGGUAAAACAAGCCUCGUCAUGUCAAGUAUCCUAAUUAAAAUUCACAUGAUGUCUUUUUUUUUUUUUUCUUUCUAAAACUGAAUUAAAAUGUGCACUUUG
Messenger RNA from Erinaceus europaeus (western European hedgehog), 1250 nucleotides. It is a transcript of the gene SDHC, whose product is annotated as succinate dehydrogenase complex subunit C. The transcript is spliced from 6 exons. The record is from RefSeq and is a predicted model, not a curated record. The coding region runs from base 37 to 546 and encodes 169 amino acids. Lineage: Eukaryota; Metazoa; Chordata; Mammalia; Eulipotyphla; Erinaceidae. Gene Ontology annotation, cellular component: membrane. Gene Ontology annotation, biological process: tricarboxylic acid cycle; mitochondrial electron transport, succinate to ubiquinone. Gene Ontology annotation, molecular function: succinate dehydrogenase activity; electron transfer activity.